Papaver somniferum (opium poppy) is the source of this 1984-nucleotide messenger RNA. Its product is annotated as 5' exonuclease Apollo-like. The record is from RefSeq and is a predicted model, not a curated record. Gene Ontology annotation, molecular function: 5'-3' DNA exonuclease activity; damaged DNA binding. Gene Ontology annotation, biological process: interstrand cross-link repair; protection from non-homologous end joining at telomere; double-strand break repair via nonhomologous end joining. The transcript is spliced from 4 exons. The coding region runs from base 188 to 1852 and encodes 554 amino acids. NCBI's taxonomy places the organism in Eukaryota, Viridiplantae, Streptophyta, Magnoliopsida, Ranunculales, Papaveraceae.
GAACGAAAAUGAAAAAUAAAAUAAAAUUCCAAGCUAGUAUAACAGUUCCCUCCUCUCCUUCUCCUGGAAGCUUUGGAUUUUUAAGAGAAUAAAUAAAGAAAGUUAUUUUUUCACAAAAUCAAUACUCUCUCCAUCGUUUGGUCUAGUCUUGUAUUGGAUUUGUUAGAAGAUAGAAUUGUAAAAAAAAAUGCCGAUAGAGAUGCCGAAAGGAUUACCAUUCUCAGUGGAUACAUGGAGCCUUUCUUCAAGAAGGAAAAGACAUCAUUUUCUAACUCAUGCUCACAAAGAUCAUUCCGCCGGAAUCUCCAACCAUUUCUCAUACCCUAUUUACUCUACCAAUAUCACCAAAAACUUGCUUCUCCAACAAAUUCCACAGCUUAAUUCUUCAUUGUUUGUCAGAAUAGAGAUUGGGGAACAGCUGGUUUUGGAUGACCCGGAUGGAUCUUUCACUGUUACUGCUUUUGAUGCCAAUCACUGCCCAGGAGCGGUAAUGUUUUUAUUCGAAGGAAAUUUUGGUAAUAUUUUGCACACAGGAGACUGCAGGCUGACCCCUGACUGUCUCCAAAACCUACCAGAGAAAUAUUUAAGCAAGAAAGGAAGAGAACCAAAGUGCCAUCUUGAUUACGUAUUUCUGGACUGCACAUUUGGGAAAUCUUUUCUAAAGAUUCCAAGCAAAUAUUCUGCAAUUCAACAGGUGAUCAAUUGCAUAUGGAAGCACCCAAAUGCUCCUGUUGUAUAUCUAUCUUGUGAUCUUCUAGGCCAAGAAGAAAUACUUGUUGAAGUAUCUCGAACAUUCGGGUGUAAGAUAUAUGUUGAUAAAACCAGCAGUGCAGAAUUCUACCAAGCGCUGACACUCUUAGCUCCAGAGAUCUUGUCCGAAGAUUCAUCUCCACGUUUCCAUGUGUUUGUAGGGUUCCCAAGACUAUAUGAAAGAGCAAAAGCUAAGAUAAUAGAAGCAAGGGCUAAUUCUCAACCCGAUCCUCUCUUUAUCCGGCCCUCCACACAGUGGUAUGCAUGUGAAGAGGAGAGUAUGGAGAUCAUUGAUUGGCAAAAGAAACAGAGAUACAAUGAGGCACAUAAAGAUGCAUUUGGUGUUUGGCAUGUUUGUUAUUCAAUGCACUCAUCCCGUGAAGAACUGGAAUGGGCAUUGCAACUUCUGCAACCCAAGAGAGUUGUUUCAACAACGCCUGAUUGUCGAGCAAUGGAGUUGAAUUAUGUUAGAAAACAACCUUCUUAUGGCUCAAAGGUAGCUUCUGAUGAUCCUCUUUGGAAGCUUCUAAAUAUUGGUUCAGAGGUAGCUCCUACUCCGUCAUCACAGGUAGCUAGCUGUGCAGCAUCUUAUUCUCAUCAAGAGGAGAAUCCAAAACCGAUCUCUGCAGAAGAAUAUAAACCACAGCCGAAUAACAUAGGAUCGUCUAGUAGCAGCAUAGAAAUGCGAUUGAAAUUAUCUCCUCCAAGCACAAGACCCCCUGUCACGUUAUUUGGAAGAGCAAGACAAGGCCUCCAAAAUUCUGGAUUAUUGGUCAAAGAAGCGAAAAAUGUAAGCAUGAAAAUGAACCCUCCGGAUACUUCUAUUGAAAGUGAAGAAAAAGAAAUUAUCCUGUUAGAGGAUGACUCCGCUGAAGUACAAUUUAAAGGUUCAGAAGAGGAAAAGACUGAGGUGAUAGUAAUAAAGAGUGCUGUAUCACCCAGACGUUCUUUCGCUGGACAAACAUUGUCCAAUGGUAGCUUCGGUGAAAAUAUGCGGAAGCUGUACAGGUCGAUGAAUGUUCCAGUACCUCGUCCUCUUCCCUCAUUGGUGGAUCUUAUGAACGCUACUAAAACUAAAAGAGCAAGGAGGUUGGACUUGUAAACUAGUACUAGAGAAUAAACUGUACGGAAUUUAUGCAUAAUUUUUACUAUGAAAGAAACUAUAAUGCAGCAUGGUUGUACUUGUAUCAUGUAAUUGACAACUAUUUAAUUUAACGAAUCAACUUGCUUACCA